AUGCGACGCAACGGGUGCAACGGCCGCCAAACCAAUUGCUACCUGGAGCAAUAUGAAAAGUAUGCCACACACUGCGAAACGGCGGACAGCGGCAACGGCAGCGACUUGGAAAGCAACAGCGACUCGCUGCUCAACUGCAGCAGCACCGAGUAUGUGCGUCAAGCAGCAGCCAAGCCCAGUGGACAGCUCAGGCAGCGACACAAGUCCAUGCGCAUGCUGGGCGCCAUAUUGCCCGACUCCUUGCUGCGUGAUAUACGCGACAGACGCAGCGCCGAGUAUGUGGUGCAAUUCAAUGGCAACGACAGCAGCAGCAGCAGCGACAGCAACACAGCGGUCAAGGACAAGCCAAACCUGACUGAGUUGCCAUCCCCAGUGGGCAGCUUGCGGCAUUCGCGUGAGUCGUUGACUGAGGAAAAGAUUGAGGAGCUGCGCGCAGCAGUGCAACGCGCCAACUUUGUGCAAAGCGCUGACGACAACGACAACGAGCAGGCAGCAGCAGCAGCUGAGGCCACAUCGCUGCCUGUGCAAACUUGCAACAGCAGCAGCAACAACAACUAUAAAUAUGCGGACGAUCAGUUUUACAGCUUUCACAUUAACGAACAUGAGAACUUCAAUAGCUUGAGACGCGCCAGCGCCGCGCUGGAGCGUCAAGCGGAGCGGGAUGUGUUCGCCGGCUACAGAGAUGUGCGCAGCAGCGUUAGCUCCACUCAGUCCACCAUACGCUCCGCCAAGGGCACUGUGCGUGGCGUUAAGAAUCGUGUGCGCAAUGGAAUAGCCACGUUCUUGCAGCUGCAUCAGCAGCCCAAUGUUAAGUGCUACAAGGAGAAAGAUGUAGGCAAGGUGGUGCUGUAUACAACCAGCAUGGGCGUCAUACGCGACACUUACACCAAAUGUGCCACUGUCAAGCAGAUUCUACGCACACUGCUGGUCAAGUUCGAGGAACGCGACGUAUUCAUGAGCAUCGAGUACCAGGCGGAGAUGCGCCAACGCAUGCAGAGCACACAGAUACGUGUGCCCCAGCUCUUUGUGGAGGGUCAGCAUAUUGGCGAUGCCGAGACUGUGGAACGCCUGAACGAGUCCGGUGAGCUGCGACAGCUGUUGACGCCCUACAAAUCGAUCGCCAGCACCUACACCUGCCAGACCUGUGGCGGCUAUCGCCUGCUGCCCUGCCCCUCGUGCAACGGCUCCAAGAAGUCGGUGCAUCGCAAUCACUUCACGGCCGAAUUUGUCGCACUCAAGUGCAUGAACUGUGACGAGGUCGGUCUGGUCAAGUGCCACAAUUGCUGAAGCCUCAGAUACAGAUACAGACACACAAUACAAAUUGAAAACUAUACUAAACGCGUUGCAUUUAAGUGCAUGAUUUGCAUUUCUUUAUAUGCUUCGUCCCCCUAACCCUAAGCCGUAUAUGUUAGCCCUAAGCCGUAAGCCGUAAGUUUAUACUUAGUCAGCAGUUUUAAUGAAAAACACUAACUAACCAUACAAAUGUAACUUAGACUUAAGUAGUAAA
Molecule: messenger RNA, 1507 nt
Organism: Drosophila busckii
Lineage: Eukaryota; Metazoa; Arthropoda; Insecta; Diptera; Drosophilidae
Product: glutaredoxin domain-containing cysteine-rich protein CG31559
Exons: 3
Coding region: 1-1287 (428 amino acids)
Biological process (GO): sensory perception of sound
Source: RefSeq, a predicted model, not a curated record